This is a messenger RNA of Peronospora farinosa, 912 nucleotides long. NCBI's taxonomy places the organism in Eukaryota, Oomycota, Peronosporomycetes, Peronosporales, Peronosporaceae. The record is from the annotation of a GenBank genome assembly.
AUGGAUAUCGGCGCACACUGCUCCGUACCCGCUUGCCACCAGCAGGACUUUUUGCCGUUCACGUGCGACUGCUGCAAAGACGUCUUUUGUCUCGAACACCGCAGAUACGACUCCCAUCAGUGUCCAAAAGCCGGUAGUCACGACCGGCGCGUGGUUCAAUGCCCAGUGUGCAAGCAAAUGAUUCGCUGGACUGCCGAACAAGACGUCAAUGCCGUGUGGGAACAACAUGUCCGUAUUGGCCAAUGUACACCCGAGAAGCUCAAACAGCAGCAACUCAAGCAGUCCAAGAAACGUUGUGCUGCGGAAGGCUGCAGAGAAGUUUUGCACCCGUCAAACCAGUUCCACUGUAGCAAUUGUAACCAAGACGUGUGUCUAAAGCACCGAUUCGAGACUGAUCAUACCUGUGAGAAUAAACAGCAGGCUCAACGACAGCAGUGGCUCGGAGAAUUGAAGCCCUGGCGUUCGAACGGGGCCAAACCGAGACAAACUUCCCGAUUCCCCAAAAACGCAAAGGAGGCCGCCGCUUCGGUUGUGAGCGGAACCAAGUCGGCAGUCUCAUCCUUGGUACAGAAUGCCACGGCUGCAGGAAGUGCCAUCACUAUGAACUCCGAGAUGUGCCCCAUGUGUCAGCAAAGAUUCAACUACGUGAGUCAACUUAUCGCGCAUGUGAAUCGCGCACACCCAGACGUAUCGAACUCUGACAGAGCUUCAGUGUCUACUACAACAUCUCAGGUUGCGAUGCAAUCCGCUGCGUCUGCUGGAAACCUUCCUGCUCGUGAAGUGUGUCCGCAAUGCCGUGCUGUCUUUCCAACAUUGUCUGCACUCAUCCAGCACGCUGAGGCCGCCCACACAGAUGCCGUAGCUGCUAGUGAACGACGUACUGGAGACCAGGAGAAGUGCAAUGUUAUGUAG